Suillus fuscotomentosus is the source of this 567-nucleotide messenger RNA. Its product is annotated as optic atrophy 3 protein-domain-containing protein. Lineage: Eukaryota; Fungi; Basidiomycota; Agaricomycetes; Boletales; Suillaceae. The record is from RefSeq and is a predicted model, not a curated record. The transcript has 4 exons. Gene Ontology annotation, cellular component: mitochondrion. Bases 1 to 567 code for a protein of 188 amino acids. Gene Ontology annotation, biological process: regulation of lipid metabolic process.
AUGGCUACCGUCAAACUUGCUACCCUUGUUAUUCGAACACUUGCGAAGCCCAUCUCCGCACAAAUAAAGAACCAGGCAAAGCAGCACGAAACCUUCCGUUCGAUAUGUAUUUCCCUUGCUCAGAGGAUGCAUGUGGGCGAAAUUAAGCUGAGGACGAAUAUCCUCGGUGAACCGGCCAGGCAACAUGUCAAACCAUUAUCAGAAACGAGAGCAAUCGAAAAUGGUGCCAAUGCAUUAGCAGAAGGUUUCUUGUUUUCAGUCGCCGCACUGUUAAUAAUAGGCGAAACAUGGCGAUCGUCUCGAAGUCAGUCCAAACAGCGAGGCGACGUUAACGAACGAAUUGAGGAGCUCUCUGCGAACGUCGCAUCACUCACAGAGCGUCUGGAGAGAAUCCAGGAAAGCUUGGGGGAUGUCGAAUCAGAACGUGCACGGAAUAAUGAGCUGGCGAGAAUCGUCGAGCGGGUGGUGGAGAUCGGGCUUCGAGGCGGAUGGGCAGAGUUUGAAGAUACGCCAUUGAAAAUUCCUAGGGUGGAGCUUGCGCCGACCACGUCGAGGGUAUCACCUUGA